Messenger RNA from Lizanozyma spartinae, 564 nucleotides. Its product is annotated as SUMO-targeted ubiquitin ligase complex subunit. NCBI's taxonomy places the organism in Eukaryota, Fungi, Ascomycota, Pichiomycetes, Serinales, Debaryomycetaceae. The record is from RefSeq and is a predicted model, not a curated record. The transcript has a single exon. The coding region runs from base 1 to 564 and encodes 187 amino acids.
AUGGAUGCAGAAGUAAUAGAACUUUCUUCGUCUUCUGACCUAUCAGAUAUAGAAGAUGAUGCAGUUGAAGAGGUUAUCACUACUUCUUCACUGCCUAUAAGAAGAAGACGACUAGUACGUCGGGCUCAGGCUCAAUCCCAAAACAGUUCUCCUACAACCCAUUCGCAUACACCAGUUGAAACGGUUGACUCAGACGUGGAAAAUGAGGAUGAAGAUUAUGAUGAUGACGAUGAUGACGAUUUGGAGAUAUUGGAGUUUAGAAAGAAUACAGAGUCUUUAAUCUCCCAUAAGCAUCAACAGCAAGUUGAAAAACUUAAUCAAGUCACUUGUCCUAUUUGCUUUGAGUCCCCUAACUUCCCAACAGUGACUUCCUGUGGUCAUUUGUUCUGUUUAGAGUGUAUCAAACAAUCCAUCUCAUCAUCUGCUGCAAGAGGACAAGUUUCCAGUGGGUCCCAUGGUGCUGGGCUUUGUCCUCUUUGUCGGAAACGAGUUGUGUUCAGAGACACGGUUGUUUUACGCUUAUGUACCAAAGGAGUCUCUGAAGUUCCUCCGGUCCCAUCAUAG